Messenger RNA from Syzygium oleosum, 1203 nucleotides. RefSeq names its product acyl-CoA--sterol O-acyltransferase 1-like. Lineage: Eukaryota; Viridiplantae; Streptophyta; Magnoliopsida; Myrtales; Myrtaceae. Gene Ontology annotation, biological process: lipid metabolic process. Bases 35 to 1117 code for a protein of 360 amino acids. The record is from RefSeq and is a predicted model, not a curated record. The transcript is spliced from 2 exons.
GCUAAUUCAAGUGCGUGCCCCUCGGUGACCAAACAUGGAGGGCGAGAUCAGAAACUUCGUGAUGGUAUGGACCUUGGUGUUGAUUUCACUCACCUACUGCCACACCAUCUCCAAAACCGUGCCUAGCGGAACCAAGAGGCUCUUGGCCAUUUCGCCGGUCAUCGUCCUUUUCCUCAUCCUCCCUCUCAACCUCACCACCAUCUCUCUCGGUGGCCUCACUUCGUUCUUCAUCGCUUGGCUCUGCAACUUCAAGCUCAUCCUCUUUGCCUACGGCAAAGGCCCGUUGUCAUCGAGCCAGUCUAGCUCUUUGGCAUACUUCAUUCCCAUCGCUUGCCUUCCCAUCAAGAUUCGCAACCCGGUCAAGAGCACCAAAAAUGGAGAGCGCCCGGCUUCGGAGAUCAACCAGAGAGGCCUCAAAUCGCCGAUGAAUUACAUCAUCAAGUGCCUGGUUAUAGUUGCCUUUUUGCCUGCCUAUGAGAGGAAGGAUCGAGUUCAUCCAGUGAUCAUCAAUGUGAUGUAUUGCGUGCACGUGUACGUCGGGUUGGAGGUGUCCUUGGCCGUGGUCGGAGCCAUGAUCCGAGUACUUACCGGCAUCGAGCUCGAGCCGCAAUUUGAAGAGCCCUACCUCUCAACCUCGCUGCAGGACUUUUGGGGGAGGAGAUGGAACCUCAUGGUCACGAAUAUACUCCACCCUGCCGUUUACUUGCCUAUUAGGUCCAUUUCGAGCCGUGCGAUUGGGAGGAAGUGGGCCGCACUGCCGGCAUCAUUUGCAUGCUUCCUGGUCUCGGCGCUCAUGCAUGAGCUGAUUUUCUACUACAUCGGACGUAAGGAGCCGAGGUGGGUGGUCACCUCCUUCUUCCUCUUGCAUGGCCUGUGCGUGGCCGUCGAGAUCGGAGCCAAGAAGGCGCUCACUAGCAAACUCCGUCUACCGAGGGCGGUGUCAGGACCAAUGGCAGUCGGUUUCAUCCUCGCAACGGCGCUGUGGCUGUUCCUGCCGGCCCUAUUGUGGUGCGACGCGGAGGACAAGUCGCGUAGAGAGGCCAUGGCGGUCGUGGACUUUGUGAAGGAGACUUGGAGCGUUGUGAGAUUUAGCUCCAUCAUGAAAGCGAGUAGGUGAUUGUAUUGAUUGUAGACUUGACGUGCAUUUGGUAUAAAUGCUUGGCUUAGCUAAUUAUUGUCCACGCAAGCAAUGAAUUUUCAAGC